This is a messenger RNA of Macroventuria anomochaeta, 1779 nucleotides long. RefSeq names its product tannase and feruloyl esterase. The record is from RefSeq and is a predicted model, not a curated record. Lineage: Eukaryota; Fungi; Ascomycota; Dothideomycetes; Pleosporales; Didymellaceae. Bases 1 to 1779 code for a protein of 592 amino acids. The transcript has a single exon.
AUGCAUUCUAACAAGUGUUUGGCAGCUGGAGCAGCUUGCGCCGCAGCUGUGCAAGCAGCAUCCCUCGCCGAUGUCUGCACUGUUGAGCAUGUUCAAGCUUCGCUUCCAGCCACUGGCACCUUCCUCGGCCUGACACUCGACGCAUCCUCCAUCACUGCCAACCCAGUCUAUAACGCCUCCACCACUGGCGGCGAUUUCUUCCCGGCUGCGACAUACGACUACUGCAACUUGACUUUAUCAUAUAGUCACGAUGGCCGCGACGAUAUCACCCACAUCCAAUACUGGUUCCCAGCCCCGGAGAAGUUCGAGAAGCGAUACCUUGCCACCGGUGGAGGAGGCUAUGCGAUCAACUCUGGCUCUCAGAGUUUCCCAGGAGGUGUUCAGUACGGGGCUGUCGCCGGGUCUACUGAUGGUGGCUUUGGCAGCUUUGGUACCAAUCUUGACGCCGUUGUUCUCAAAGCUAAUGGCUCGAUCAAUUGGGAUGCCAUCCACAUGUUUGGGUAUCAAGCAAUUGGCGAGAUGACUCAGAUUGGCAAAGCCACCGCCAAGUCGUUCUAUGGCAUGAGCGCCAAUGAGAAAAUCUACACCUACUACCAAGGGUGCUCCGAGGGUGGUCGCGAGGGUUGGAGUCAGGUCCAGCGCUAUGGUGACGAGUAUGACGGUGUCAUUCCUGGCGCCCCAGCUAUCCGUUACGCUCAACAACAAGUCCAGCACCUUUACUCCAAUGUCGUUGAGAAGACUCUCGACUACUACCCAUCUGCGUGCGAGCUCGACAAGAUUGUCAAUGAGACCAUUGCUUUCUGCGACCCUCUCGAUGGCAGGACUGACGGUGUCGUCUCUCGCACUGAUCUUUGCAAGCUUAAGUUUGACGUCAAAUCCACCCUUGGCCUCCCCUUCUCUUGCGCCGCCACCAGCCAGUCCAGCCUUGGAUUCAGCUUUGGCCGCAAAGCAAAGCGCCAGAUGGUACCUGCCGAAUCUCCCACACCUGCCACCAACGGAACCGUUUCCUCCGAAGCCAUUGAGCUCGUCCAAACUAUCAUGAACGGGCUCUACACGACCGACGGCAAAUUUGCCUACUUCUCCUACCAACCUUCUGCUGCUUUUGAAGAUGCAAAGACGACCUACAACAACGAGACCGACACGUACGAACUAAACAUCGCCAGCACUGGCGGUGAGUUCGUCACAAAAUUCAUCCAAACCCUCGACGAAUCCAACCUUCCCUCUCUCUCCAACGUCACCUACGACACACUAGUCGCCUGGAUGAAGUCCGCAAUGCUUGCUUACGGCGACACUCUACAAACCACACUCCCCGACCUCUCAACCUUCCACUCGCACGGCGGCAAAAUCCUCGCCUAUCACGGCGAAUCCGACAACUCGAUUCCCGCCGCCUCCUCGGUGCAUUACCACGAAUCCGUGCGCAGUGUCAUGUACCCGAACCUGACAUUCAAUUCUUCCACCACCGCUAUGGGUGAGUGGUAUCGCCUCUUCCUGGUCCCGGGCGCAGCGCACUGCUCGAUCAACACACUGCAGCCGAACGGCCCGUUUCCGACGACGAACCUCGAGGUGCUGAUUAAGUGGGUGGAGGAGGGUGUUGUGCCGACGACGCUGAAGGCGACGUAUGAGAAGGGAAUUUAUGAGGGUCAAGAUGCAGAAAUCUGCGCCUGGCCGCUCCGUCCCAUUUGGGCCAACAGCGGCACUGAGAUGAGCUGUGAGUACGACCAGGCCUCGAUCGAUACCUGGAUGUACAAGUUCGACGCCUAUGAACUGCCGCUCUACUAG